This is a messenger RNA of Drosophila suzukii, 797 nucleotides long. Its product is annotated as sporozoite-associated mosquito saliva protein 1. Lineage: Eukaryota; Metazoa; Arthropoda; Insecta; Diptera; Drosophilidae. The record is from RefSeq and is a predicted model, not a curated record.
UCAACAAUCAAUUGAGCCGAACGAUCACUGAUCGCAGCAGCCAAAUACCGCUUAAUGCGCAAAUAAUUGUGGAUUUCGGAGAAACGGGGCUAACCAGAGUUCCAUAUAAAUAAGGGCUGGUCUAGGCAGGAGUUCCAAAGUUCUUCCAAAACUCCGACGGUACAGAAUGCUGCGAGAGAUCUGCUUUUUCCUGCUCAUCUGUGUGGCCUUUCAGGCUGCCUUGGCUUGCAAUGGCUACAAGGCCAAGCUGGUGAAGAUGGAGAACUGUGCUGGCGAGGAUGCCAUCAUGACGGUGGGCAGCGACUUCAGCCUGAGGCUGAACAAGAAGUGCGAGCUGGUUCCCUCGGGCUGCAUCAGCAACAAGCCCUUCGGCACCGCCGUGGCCAAGUUCAAGGUUCAGAAGGACGGCAUCGUGAUGAAGGAGGGCAAGAUCGACCUGUGCGCCGCCAUCGACCAGGCCUCCUCCGAGGGCAAGGACAUGCUGAAGCUCUUCGGAGCCCCCUCCUCCUGCCCGGUGGCCGAGGAGAAGGUCUGCGCCAACGACCACACCGUGGAUCUCAGCAAGUACAAGGCCAUGUUGGGCAUGGCGCGCGGUCACCUGAUCAUCGAUUCGGAGGUCAAGCAUGACACAGGCAAAUCCUGCUUCCAUGCCGAAAUCGAACUCACCAAGAACUAAGUGUGAAAUCAGACACGAGUCCUAAGUUUUAUAUUAUGAGUCUUGCAAACCUUGUAGUUGUAAGUACAAAUGCAAUCAAAACUGGUAAUGAGGUGCACACAAAAAAUAAAUAUUCAAAAAA